Molecule: messenger RNA, 912 nt
Organism: Aspergillus aculeatus ATCC 16872
Lineage: Eukaryota; Fungi; Ascomycota; Eurotiomycetes; Eurotiales; Aspergillaceae
Exons: 2
Coding region: 1-912 (303 amino acids)
Cellular component (GO): intracellular anatomical structure
Molecular function (GO): oxidoreductase activity, acting on NAD(P)H, oxygen as acceptor
Source: RefSeq, a predicted model, not a curated record
AUGCGCCCACGGGCUUUCCGCCCAGUUGUUUGGCAUAGCCUUCGGCUCUCCAGCACGGCACAAACCAGCAUUAAACAGCCGCUCCCCGAGGGACCAGCGCAGCAACAGCGCUUCCGCGAAUUCGACCUCGAGGGCAAAGUCUUUGCCGUCACCGGGGGCGGCCGAGGGUUAGGGCUGAACAUGGCGGAAGCACUCGUCGAGGCCGGGGGUGAAGUCCACUGCCUAGACCUCCUCCCGACACCGCAUGCAGACUUCCACGCCGCCCAAGCGCGGGCAAGCCCCGACUUCGGCGGCGGGCUGCACUACACCUCGCUGGACGUGCGGGACCGGCCCGCCACGGAGACGGCGCUGGCGACCAUCGCGGCGCGGCGGAAGCGGCUGGACGGGGUGAUUGCCGCGGCGGGGAUCAACCACGUCGCCGACGCGCUCGAUUACACUGACCAUGACAUCGCCCGGAUCAUCGACACCAACUACAAGGGGGUCUUUUACACCGCCACGGCGGCGGGGCGACAGAUGCGGGCCCAUCGUACCCGCGGAUCGAUUCUGUUGGUGGCCAGUAUGAGCGGGUUGAUUGCUAACAAGGGGAUGAACUCGUCCAUCUAUAACUCCUCCAAGGCGGCGGUUGUCCAGCUUGGGCGCAGUUUGGCAAUGGAGUGGGCGAAGGUGGAUGCUGAUGGGAGUGGUGGGGUCAGGGUGAAUACCCUCUGUCCGGGGCAUGUGGUCACUCCCAUGGCGCAGAUGGUGAUCGAUCAGGACCCGGCUACGAAGGAGGUCUGGGAGGCGGAGAAUAUGAUGGGGAGGCUGGGCCAGCCGGAGGAGUUUCGCGGGUUGGCGUUGCUGAUGAUGAGCGAGGGCAGUAGUUUUAUGACUGGCGCGACGCUAGUUUGUGACGGGGGGCAUACCGCCUGGUAG